UCCUGAUUAGCGGUACUCUAUAAAGUGACAGAAGCAAAACAACGAGAAGUCCCCAAACGUUUCAAUUCCCAAGUCAAGUUGAAGGUUGAAGAAUUGAAGCUCAACAUUAGCACUCAAUUCAGCCCAAUCGUUACCCAAUUUCUGUCCUUUAACUUAUACCCUUCCUUAUUCAAUCCAUGGGUGUCUUGGAAGCUCAUAAAGAGUAAAGAUAACGGCUUUUGUUUUAUUUAUAUCCUUCAAAUCUCAAUACCCUUUUGUCCAACAAGCCUAAAGUUUGUGUCUUGUCACUCUAUUCACCUUCUGUUCGUUCGUUCGUUUGGAAUUGCCGAGAAAAGAAGAUGCAACUUGAUCUGGAAUCAUUAUCCGAAGCUACUUCUGGUGCCAUUGGAUCACUUGUUAGUACCACCGUCUUGUACCCGCUUGAUACUUGCAAGACCAAAUAUCAAGCUGAAGUUCAAGCUCAGCAUCAGCGCAAAUACAAGAGAAUUUCUGAUGUAUUAUGGGAAGCAAUUUCUACUCGUCAGGUGCUUUCAUUGUACCAAGGCCUUGGGACUAAAAACGUUCAGUCCUUCAUUUCAUCGUUCAUUUAUUUCUAUGGAUACAGCUACUUUAGGAAGAUGUAUUUGAAAAAAACAGGAAACAAGUCCAUUGGAACAACAGCUAAUUUGAUUGUUGCCACUGCUGCUGGGGUCUGUACAAUAGUAAUAACACAGCCCUUAGAUACAGCAUCCUCAAGGAUGCAGACAAGUGAAUUUGGAAAAUCCAAGGGACUCUGGAAGACCCUUUCUGAGGGUACAUGGAGUGAAGCAUAUGACGGACUUGGCAUUUCCAUUCUUUUAACAACAAAUCCAUCUAUUCAGUAUACUGCAUACGAUCAGCUGAAACAGAGAAUAUUAAAGGGCAAGAUAAGCAACAGAACAGGUACAAAGUCAUCCCCGGAAGCACUUUCUGCAUUUUAUGCUUUCAUGCUUGGUGCAGUUUCAAAAUGUGCAGCGACCAUCUUGACAUACCCAGCUAUCAGGUGUAAGGUCAUGAUUCAGGCUGCUGAAUCUGAAGAUGAUAAGAGUACAGAAGCUGAGAGGAAGGCGCAGAGGACAAUCUCUGGAGCACUCUAUACUAUUUGGAAAAGAGAAGGUAUAUUGGGAUUUUUCAAAGGAUUGCAGGCACAGAUAUUGAAAACUGUUCUCAGCUCUGCGUUACUUCUGAUGGUGAAGGAGAAGAUUGCAAAGUCCACAUGGAUUCUAAUGCUUGUGAUUGGAAGAUACUUGUCUGUGAAUUCCCCCAAAUUGAAGGCAGUUUGAAUGUGUGAUGAGUAUAUAUUCUUAAAAAAUAAAGUUCACCAAAGAAUGUGCUAAAGUUGGUUUUGUCUGCUAUGGAGCAAAAUAAUGGCAGAUGCAAGAAGUCAGUGUUGCUGGCAAUUUAGAUUUUGUUUCUGAAGAAGGAAUUUAAAAAAUGAAAAUUCAGAUCAAUGGAGUCUGUCUCAUCUAAUAUGCUUUUCUUUCAUAAGACCUUAGCCUUGAAGUAUAAUUGUUAACCCAUUUCUCUGUUUUCUGUUAUCAGUUAGCACCACCAUGUUAUGCACCUCCAAUUGUACUUGUGAUUUGUAUCAUUUGGUAAA
Messenger RNA from Glycine soja, 1618 nucleotides. Its product is annotated as peroxisomal adenine nucleotide carrier 1-like. NCBI's taxonomy places the organism in Eukaryota, Viridiplantae, Streptophyta, Magnoliopsida, Fabales, Fabaceae. Gene Ontology annotation, biological process: peroxisome organization; fatty acid beta-oxidation; ATP transport. The coding region runs from base 339 to 1301 and encodes 320 amino acids. The transcript has 5 exons. Gene Ontology annotation, molecular function: ATP transmembrane transporter activity; ADP transmembrane transporter activity. The record is from RefSeq and is a predicted model, not a curated record. Gene Ontology annotation, cellular component: peroxisomal membrane.